AUGGGGGAGGGAAUACUCACUCAAUUUUCCAACUGGACAGAGUGUGCCAAACUAGAAAUGACACGGAUUAAAACCUCCCUCUCUAUCUCUAUCUUUUUAUCUCUCUCUCUCUCUCUCUCCCUGUAUAUCUAUAUCUCUCUCUAUCUCUCUCUAUCGCUAUCUCUCUCUAUAUAUUUCUAUCUCUAUCUCUCUCUAUCUCUCUCUAUCUCAAUCUCUCACUCUAUCUCUCUCUAUCUCACUCUCUCUAUCUCUAUCUCUCUCUGUCUCUCUUUCUCUCUCUAUCGCUAUCUCUCUCUAUCUUUCUAUCUCUAUCUCUCUCUAUCUCUCUCUAUCUCACUCACUCUCUCUAUCUCUCUCUGUCUCCCUCUCUCUAUCUCUCUCUAUUUCUAUCUCUCUCUGUAUAUCUAUAUAUAUAUAUAUCUCUCUCUAUCUCUCUCUAUCUCACUCUCUCUCUCUAUCUCACUCUCUCUCUCUAUCUCUGUCUCCCUCUCUCUCUAUCGCUAUCUCUCUCUCUAUCUUUCUAUCUCUCUCUCUAUCUUUCUAUCUCUCUCUAUCUCACUCUCUCUCUCUAUCUCUCUCUAUCUCACUCUCUCUCUCUCUCUGUCCCUCUCUCUAUCUCUCUCUAUGUAUCUCUCUCUAUUUCUAUCUCUCUCUGUAUAUCUCUCUCUCUCUAUCUCUCUCUCUAUCGCUGUCUCUCUAUCGCUGUCUCUCUCUGUCUCUCUCUCUAUCGCUGUCUCUCUCUAUCUCUCUCUGUCUCUCUCUCUCUAUCUCACUAAUCAUCUCUCUAUCUCUCUCUAUCUCUACUCUCUCUCUCUAUCUCUAUCUCUCUAUCUCUCACGAGCCCGCCUAUUUUUCUUUCAGUGUUUUUCAAAUUAUUUUUCUUUCUAUUUUUUUCGCGUUCAGGUUGGUAUUAAGCGGAAAACUUCAUUGAAUAUCUAUCUAUCUAUCUAUCUAUCUAUCUGA
Acanthosepion pharaonis is the source of this 963-nucleotide messenger RNA. The record is from the annotation of a GenBank genome assembly. NCBI's taxonomy places the organism in Eukaryota, Metazoa, Mollusca, Cephalopoda, Sepiida, Sepiidae.